AUGACCAAGGAGAGCAAUGGCCAACCGCCGCGGCCAAUUUCUACCUCAACUGGCGCCCGAAGAAGAAGAGGACUUGGUCCAUCUCAAAAUGAAGUGAACCAAGUUGGCAGUGCUACUUCUGAUGGUGGUGCUACUGGAGCAUUCUUUGAUCAAGGCGCUGAGACAUCUUCUGCUGACAAAGAACCCUACGUUGGUCUGUCGUCGAUCUUUGAGCCCGAUGAGAACCCUCAUCAGAGUGCCUGGCGUGAAGAGAAGCCCGCAGUUAUGGUGCCACAUCACUCCACCAGUGCCAAGGCUGGGAAGCUGAAGAAGCAACAAAGCAAAAAGGACAAAAAACAGAGCAAAAAGGAUCAGAAACCGAGCAAGAAGGACCAAAAACCGAGCAAGAAAGACAAAAAGCAAAGCAAAAAGAAGCCAACGAAGAAGACAACGACGACGACGGCUGUGGCAAAGAAGACGAUGGCAGCUGUAAAAAUGACGACAACCUCAAAAGUGUCGACUGCGAUGGCAAAGAAGGCCUCAAAGAAACGCCGAUCGACUGGAAAAAUUCUUCAUCAGGACCAUCACAACCAUCCUAAAAAGGAAAGUCACCCAAUCAAACAGCAAACAAGCAAGAAACAGGAGAAACAGCAAACUAAGAAGCAACAAGAGAAGCAAAAAACAAAAAAGAAAAACCCAGAGCUGGUGGUAAAGAAGCCAGCACCUUCUCAGAUCGUUGAUCGAAAUCUGAGCAAAAAGCCUCAGCCGACCACUCGAACUACAAAGUCAGAGUCUAAGUCAAAGAAGAAAAAGAAGAUGCGACAGCUAUCGACGCAAUCAAAAACCUCAAAGAAAACAAAGUCAAAGAAGCAGCAGCCAAAGUAG
Rhagoletis zephyria (snowberry fruit fly) is the source of this 864-nucleotide messenger RNA. NCBI's taxonomy places the organism in Eukaryota, Metazoa, Arthropoda, Insecta, Diptera, Tephritidae. The record is from RefSeq and is a predicted model, not a curated record.